UUUCGGUUAUAUUCAAACACUUAUACAGUCACAAUUUUAUUCAACUUUGGAGUCAGCAAUAUCAGUAACACAUCGAACGCGUGAAGCGGACGUUGCUUAUCUAAAAACGGAAAAUAUUUAAAGAAAGUUAGAUAGUUGUUAAUUGAGCCAUAGUGAGUUUGUCAUUAGAUUGGAUUUGAGUUCGUUUAUUUUCCUCAUUUCUUUGAAAAUGUUUGCUCAAAUUUGUAAACAUUCAAGGUUAUUCAACAAAAGAUUUCUCUCGAUAAGGGCAUACAGCAGUAGACAAUAUGUGGGACCUAAUUUGGAAAAAGUGAAAGUGUUACAAAAAAAUCACGUCGCGCCAUGCCACAAACCAAUAUAUCAGGAGCCACUUUUAAUAAAUAGUGGAAAAAUGCAAUAUCUUUACGAUGCGAAUGGAAAGUGCUAUUUGGAUUGUUUUGGUGGCAUUGUAACUGUUAGCGUUGGUCACUGUCAUCCAUAUGUUGUGGAAGCUGUUGAAAAUCAGCUACGAAAAUUGUGGCAUACAACAGUAAUCUACAUGAAUCCAUCUCUGAGUUUAUAUUCGCAAAAACUUUCCAGAAAAUUUCCCGGCGACUUGAACGUAGUGUACUUGGUGAAUUCUGGGUCUGAAGCGAACGAUUUAGCUCUUCUUUUGGCACGUUUAUCCACAGGAAAUUACGAAAUGAUCUCAUUACAAAACUGUUAUCAUGGAAUGUCUUACGGAACCAUGGGUUUAACAUCAAGUUCAAAUUGGCGGUUUCCUAUUCCAUCAGUGAAUAGUGGUAUUCAUCAUGCCAAAAAUCCCGAUCCAUUUAAUGGACGCCAUGGUGGACGAUUUUGCCGAACAUCUCCGAUUCAAACAAAUCGUAACUGCGGCUGCAUCACCGGAGAAUGUAAAGCAACGGACAUUUACUUUGAGGAAUUGAAAGAUAUUUUCAAGUAUUCCAUCCCGAAAGGCAAAUGCGCUGGAAUGAUUGCAGAAUCAAUACAAGGCGUUGGCGGUACCGUACAAUUUACGAAAGGCUACAUCAAAAAAGCAUCCGAACUUGUUCGAAACAAUGGUGGCGUUUUCAUUUCGGAUGAAGUUCAAACUGGUUUCGGUAGGUUGGGCGACACUUUUUGGGGAUUUGAAUCUCAUGAGAUUGUGCCCGAUAUUGUUACGAUGGCCAAAGGAAUUGGAAACGGAUUUCCAUUGGCAGCUGUUAUAACUACACCGAAAAUUGCAGAGUGCUUAACACAAGCGAGUCAUUUUAACACUUACGGAGGAAAUCCAUUAGCUUGUGCAGCUGGUUUGGCUGUUUUGGAGGUUAUUGAAAAGGAGGGGCUUCAACAAAAUUCAAAAGAGGUUGGAACCUAUUUCUUAAAGUCGCUCGAACAAUUGAGAAGUGUGUAUGAAGUCGUCGGGGAUGUUCGCGGACAAGGCUUAAUGAUUGGUGUUGAAUUCGUUGAAUCCAAGGAAUCACGUACACCAUUAGCAAAAGAAAAAUUUCAACAAAUUUGGAAUCGAACAAAAGACUAUGGAGUAUUAUUUGGAUGUGGAGGUUUUUCUGGAAAUGUCUUACGAAUAAAACCACCGAUGUGCAUUUCAAAAGAGAAUGUUGACCAUGCAGUUGAUGCCCUAGAUAAAUCAAUCAAAGACGCUGGAUUUUAACUAAUUCAUCAAUGUUCAAAGGAUUAUGAUUCAAAACUUUAAAAUAACAAACAAUUUUUCUUUCAAUGUCCAAAAGAUAUUAUUUUGAAAUCACAAGAAAAUUCCUGCUUUCAACUUUUUUAAAAUGUGCUUUUCAUUCAUUUUAAUUAUUGUUAUAUGGUGAAUAUUUCAAAAAGUUCAAGAAAAAAAAUGCUAAUAGAACUCAGAAUUGAACUUGAAGCCAAGUGGCAGAUGGUCACAUCGAAUGU
This is a messenger RNA of Contarinia nasturtii (swede midge), 1899 nucleotides long. Its product is annotated as alanine--glyoxylate aminotransferase 2, mitochondrial. Lineage: Eukaryota; Metazoa; Arthropoda; Insecta; Diptera; Cecidomyiidae. The transcript has 8 exons. Gene Ontology annotation, cellular component: mitochondrion. Gene Ontology annotation, molecular function: pyridoxal phosphate binding; L-alanine:glyoxylate transaminase activity. The record is from RefSeq and is a predicted model, not a curated record. Gene Ontology annotation, biological process: glyoxylate catabolic process. The coding region runs from base 209 to 1651 and encodes 480 amino acids.